AUGGCGACCAGCACUCGCCCGCCCGAGAAGUCGCCCUCCCCGUCCCGCCCUGAAGAGGUAGGCGCGGCAGUAUCUCCUCCCUCCCGUUGCACACCCCUUUCACUCCCCAUCCUCUCCGCCAGCCGUUCUCCCGCCCACCCCCCAACACUCUCCCCCUUUGCCCUUCCCCCUCCCCAACACUCUCCCCCCUUGCCCUUCCCCCUCCGCAUACAAUCCCCCCUUGCCGGGCGACGCGCCUUCCAUGGGGACUCGCGCCCGCAUGUUCACCCCCACGCUGCUGUGCCGGGCGAGGCCCCUUCUAUGGCAACAUCUGCACUCGCGACACAGCUUCUCUUCUGCUGUCGUUCCGCCCACUCACUUCUGCUAGCACGUGCCAGGAGAGGCCCCUUCCAUGGAAACAUCCGCCCUCGAAGGCAACCGCCUGUGCGCGUGGGCGCAGUCCCUGGAGAGGCCCCUUCUAUGGCAACAUCCGCCCUCGAGACAACUGCCUCCCUCCUCAAGUCGUUCUGCCAGCACGUGCCGGGAGAGGCCCCUUCCAUGGCAACAUCCGCCCUCGAGACGACUGCCUCUCUCCUGCAGUCCUUCCGCCCACUAAAGUCCUUCUGCCAGCACGUGAGCACGUGGGCGCACUACGCGCAGAGCCCUGGGCGCAUGAUCGAGACGCACCACCUCGUGGUGCGACUCACAGAGGACGUUCUUCAGUGCAUCGUGUUUGACUCUGACCAGCCCAACGCUCGCAUCGUUGGUGUGGAGUACAUCGUAACCGAGGCGGUGUUCAAGAAGCUUCCGGAGGAGGAGAAGCACCUGUGGCACUCGCACUACUAUGAGAUCUGUGACGGCCUGUGGGUGAACCCGGGGGUGCCAGAGACCAUGCAACAGCAGGAGCUGAAGAAACUUAUCUGUGACGGCCUGUGGGUGAACCCGGGGGUGCCAGAGACCAUGCAGCAGCAGGAGCUGAAGAAACUCAUAAAGACGUACGGCAAAUUCUGGAAUACCUGGCAAUUUGACAGGGGGGACCCUCUCCCCCUCGGCCCCCCUGCCCUCAUGCUCUCCCCCCAAGAUCACCCCUUGGGUCGUGUUUCUCGUGCUCUGGUGGAGCAGAGGGAUGCGGCGUUGUGGAUAGAGACGGGGGAGAAGCGGGAGCAGCGGGCGGCGCUAGUGGACAAAGAGUGGGCGGCGACGGGGAAGGACCGGGUGGCGGACUGGUGGAUGGAGAGUGGCAAGGGGUGGGUGACUGAGAUGAGGGCAGUUGAGCUGGAGAGCAUGGGGAUGGGGAAGGGGGGGCAGGAGACAGGGGGUGUGCCGUCUGUGGUUAUGGGGGGAGGGGGAGGGGUGGAGGGGAAGAAGGAAGGGGAGAAAAUGGGGAAGGAGCGUGGCAUGGGGGUGGGGGAGGAGACGGGUUUGGCUGGGCGUCCGGCCCAGUCCUCUGUGAUUACUCUUGAGUGA
Messenger RNA from Closterium sp. NIES-65, 1446 nucleotides. The record is from the annotation of a GenBank genome assembly. NCBI's taxonomy places the organism in Eukaryota, Viridiplantae, Streptophyta, Zygnematophyceae, Desmidiales, Closteriaceae.